Stylonychia lemnae is the source of this 1926-nucleotide messenger RNA. The record is from the annotation of a GenBank genome assembly. Lineage: Eukaryota; Ciliophora; Spirotrichea; Sporadotrichida; Oxytrichidae.
AUGGAAAAAUAUAGACAUGAUUCCUCAGAGUAUGUUUCACAUAUGUUUACAGAAAGAAAUGACAAAUCUUAUCCAGUAGGCAGAAUGGACAGGUACAACUCUGUCACUAGGAAUAGUGUUUUGCUUUAUAACAAGGGUCUGUGCGCUUAGUUCAAUUACGAUGAGGAAGAGGAACCAAGACUAAUCUUGAAAUAGCCCUAAAAAAAAUAAAGUGAUAGUUAAUGCUCAUUUUAUGGUCCGAAGCAAUUCACUAUAGCGAUAGGCGAGUAAACUAAAUAGAAUGCUGUUGUUGAACCUGAAUCUAUAAGCAAGUCUAGUUCAAAUAUGGCUCAUCUGUAACUCAGACCAAUGCCAAGUUAAAUGGAGUAUGAUAUAUUCAGACCAAAAAAGGAAGAUGGAUAGUUGAUUUUGCUAGCUGAUAGAGAUGAAGAGCACACCCCUUAGCCAAAACUAGACUCAUUAGAUGAUUUUAAGUUCGAUAAGCCUUAGUAGUAAAAUAUUAUGAACAUAUCGAAAUACCGAACUGGAUACUAAGAUCAGAAAAAGAAGGGAGCAAAAACAAUAAUCUCUAGUAAAUUCAAGCGACAAGCAUUGCAAAAAAUGUUGGAAAAAUAGUAGUAAGUUGAUGAAGAGAGUGAGGAAGACAGUGUUUUUGAAAAAUAGCCAGAAGACGAUGAGAACGUGGAAGAUGUAUUGCCUAAGGAUGAAGAAGAAGAGGAAGAAGAUGUCUUACUUGAGGUAGAGUAGAUUAGCCUGAUUAAAAAGAAAAGAGACAAAGGCAGAGCUUAAACUUUAUUUAUACCCAAAGACUAAGGUCAAUUAGCUGAAGAUUUAGAAUAAGAAUAGGAUGAAGACGAUGACGAUGAUGCUAGUAAAGGGAAUUAGUUGCUAAAAGUCAAGAGUGUUGGUAAUUUAUCACCUACUAAAAAGAAGAAAAGCAAGAGGAGAAAGUCACUAAUGAAAAAACAAAAGAAAACAAACUUGAAUCUUAACUAAAAGGUUAAUGGCCUCAUUUAGCAAUCAGAUCUGAAUCUAAUCAACCUUAAUAUACCUCUCAUUAAGAAAGGGCCUAUUCUUAAUUAGGCUAAGUCAGUAGCAGACCUAGGUAGGUUAUUAAAUUUUGGUGAAAAAAAGGGCAAACAACCCCAUAAAAAUGACAAUCAAUUUAAUAACAAAGAAAUCAUUGCUAUUAAUUCGACACCUAUGGAAUUAAGUAAAACUAAUAAGAAUGAUAAAAAAUCCGAUGCUUUUGCUAAGAUAAUAAAAGAUAGCUAGAUGCCAUACAAUAAAAGACUACUUAAAGAUCCCAUUUUCAGGGAAUUUUAUCAACAGAAUCUAUAAAAGAAGACAAUUGUCUUUGAUAUAGACGAAACACUUGUGUAUGCGACUUAAAAUAGAAGCGAAUUAAAGAAGCUUGAUGAAAUAAUAUUCAUUAAGACUACUAAGUUUGGAGGCAUGGUUAAAGCUUAUCUUUCUUAUAGGCCUUUCCUCUUUGAAAUGCUGAAUAUAUUAGUUGAGGAUUUUGAACUUAUUCUUUAUACCUGUGGUACUGGCUCUUACGCAUCUUCUUUUGCUGAGUCAGUAGAAAGAAAUGGCGGACGUCGAUACUUUGAUCACAUAUUAUGUAUUUAGCAUUGUCUGUACUCAAUGGAAAAUGAGAUCUAUAUUAAAGACUUGAAAAUUCUUGAAGAAGGAAGAAAUAUGAGAGAUAUUCUCAUAGUUGACAAUAAUGUACAAAGCUUUUUCCUUUAGCUGUCAAACGGAAUUCCGAUAUACGAAUACACUGGUGAUAAGAGAGACACUUAGCUUCCUAUCCUCACAGACUAUUUGCUAUAAUUUGCAGAUGCCUCAGACAAUAGAGGCAAAAUAGAUAAAGAUUUUAAGAUUAAAAAGCUUAUUGAUGAAGGUUCGGAAUAGUAUAAAUGA